GCCCCGCCCCCCGGCGCUUUCCUUUUUUUCACUUUAAAGCCUACGGGUGCUUUUCCUUCUUCGCACAGGAGUCGCGCUCGGCAGCCCGCGCGCUCGCAGGAACCAGGCUCCAGGCGCUGGCGCCGGGGCCGCGGGGAGGAGACGGCUUCUCUCCCGGCGGCGGGAGCCUCCUUGGCCCCGGAGAGCAGGCGGCGGCGGCGGCGGCGGCGGCGGCGGCGUCCUCCCCGGAACGGCAGUACCAGAUGCUCCACACCGGGCAGAGGCCGCCUAGCAAACUCCCUUAGGAGUGCCGUCCAGGCCUGAUUGGAAAACUGGAGAAGAGGCCCCGUGAUUGAUGACUUUGCCUUGGGCGUUGGUGACCAGGUGAAACGGGAGGCCGACAUGGGUCAGAAGGUCACUGGAGGUAUCAAGACGGUGGACAUGAGGGACCCCACGUACCGGCCCUUGAAGCAGGAGCUCCAGGGUCUGGACUACUGCAAGCCCACCCGCCUGGACCUGCUGCUGGACAUGCCCCCCGUGUCCUACGACGUCCAGCUGCUCCACUCCUGGAACAACAAUGACCGCUCGCUCAACGUCUUUGUGAAGGAGGACGACAAGCUGAUCUUUCACCGGCAUCCGGUGGCCCAGAGCACGGACGCCAUCAGGGGCAAAGUCGGGUACACGCGCGGGCUGCACGUGUGGCAGAUCACGUGGGCCAUGAGGCAGCGCGGCACCCACGCCGUGGUGGGGGUGGCGACGGCAGACGCCCCCCUGCACUCCGUGGGGUACACGACACUCGUGGGGAAUAACCACGAGUCCUGGGGCUGGGACUUGGGGCGCAACCGGCUCUACCAUGACGGCAAAAACCAGCCGAGCAAAACGUACCCAGCCUUUCUGGAGCCGGACGAGACGUUCAUUGUCCCUGACUCCUUCCUGGUGGCCCUGGAUAUGGACGACGGGACCCUGAGCUUCAUUGUGGAUGGACAGUACAUGGGAGUAGCUUUUCGGGGACUCAAGGGCAAAAAACUUUAUCCCGUAGUGAGUGCCGUCUGGGGCCACUGUGAGAUCCGCAUGCGCUACUUGAAUGGACUUGACCCGGAACCCCUGCCGCUCAUGGAUCUCUGCCGCCGCUCGGUGCGCCUGGCCCUGGGGAAGGAGCGCCUGGCGGAGAUACACGCGCUGCCACUGCCCGCCUCCCUCAAGGCCUACCUCCACUACCAGUGACGCCCCGCCCGGAGCGCCCGCGCGACCGCCCCCGUCCGCCCCGGCGCCACUUCACUGAGCCACCGCCGCGCCCC
Messenger RNA from Physeter macrocephalus (sperm whale), 1277 nucleotides. It is a transcript of the gene SPSB1, whose product is annotated as splA/ryanodine receptor domain and SOCS box containing 1. NCBI's taxonomy places the organism in Eukaryota, Metazoa, Chordata, Mammalia, Artiodactyla, Physeteridae. Gene Ontology annotation, molecular function: protein binding. Gene Ontology annotation, biological process: proteasome-mediated ubiquitin-dependent protein catabolic process. The coding region runs from base 382 to 1203 and encodes 273 amino acids. The transcript is spliced from 3 exons. The record is from RefSeq and is a predicted model, not a curated record. Gene Ontology annotation, cellular component: SCF ubiquitin ligase complex.